Nerophis ophidion (straightnose pipefish) is the source of this 8556-nucleotide messenger RNA. It is a transcript of the gene kif1b, whose product is annotated as kinesin family member 1B. The transcript is spliced from 54 exons. Gene Ontology annotation, cellular component: cytoplasmic vesicle; dendrite; axon. Gene Ontology annotation, biological process: vesicle-mediated transport; cytoskeleton-dependent intracellular transport; microtubule-based movement. The coding region runs from base 341 to 6244 and encodes 1967 amino acids. NCBI's taxonomy places the organism in Eukaryota, Metazoa, Chordata, Actinopteri, Syngnathiformes, Syngnathidae. The record is from RefSeq and is a predicted model, not a curated record. Gene Ontology annotation, molecular function: plus-end-directed microtubule motor activity; ATP hydrolysis activity; ATP binding.
CUCGGUAAAUCAAGGCAGUUUUAUCAAGUCUCCCUCUCCGCUUCGCUGCAGAAUAGAUAGACGUCCCCGUUUUUAAAGCAUAACGGGAAAUCAGGGCCCGACAAGGAGGCCUUGGUCGACAAGUUCCAGGCGGAGGAUAUCGCUAUAAUGGGCUUUUUUUACGCAAGUGGAUUUUACGACAGUUUUCCUGCUUGCGCAUUUUGAUAGAAAAACAACACGUUUGACGCCCGCUAGCUAAACAGCCGCCGCUGUCCUGUGGUGUUGGCGCUGCUGAACUGAGACGCUUCUAAGGGGGGACAUACGCCACAAUUCACCGGGAGGUUGCCCAAAUACUGCAAACAUGUCGGGGGCUUCGGUAAAAGUCGCCGUCCGAGUUCGACCCUUCAACUCCAGGGAGACGAGCAAGGAUUCAAAAUGUAUCAUUCAGAUGCAAGGCAACACUACGACUAUUCUCAAUCCCAAAGCCCCAAAAGAACCAGCAAAGACCUUCAGUUUUGAUUAUUCCUACUGGUCCCACACAACGCCAGAAGACCCCUGCUUUGCCGCACAGAACCAAGUGUACAAUGACAUUGGCAAGGAAAUGCUGCAGCACGCCUUUGAGGGUUACAAUGUGUGCAUUUUUGCGUAUGGCCAGACUGGAGCUGGUAAAUCCUACACCAUGAUGGGAAAGCAGGAGGAGGGACAGGAAGGAAUCAUUCCCAUGCUUUGUGAAGAUCUCUUUGAGAAAAUCAAUGAAGACAACAACAAAGAGGAGCUCUCCUACUCUGUUGAGGUUAGUUACAUGGAGAUCUACUGUGAGCGGGUGCGUGAUCUGCUCAACCCCAAGAACAAAGGGAAUCUACGGGUGAGAGAACAUCCUCUUUUAGGCCCCUAUGUGGAGGACCUCUCAAAACUGGCCGUGACCUCCUACACUGACAUCGCUGACCUCAUGGAUGCGGGCAAUAAGGCAAGAACUGUGGCAGCCACCAACAUGAAUGAGACCAGCAGCAGGUCCCAUGCAGUUUUCACUAUUGUCUUUACUCAGAAGAAACACGACAGCGAGACAGACCUUUCCACUGAAAAGGUCAGUAAAAUUAGUCUGGUGGACUUGGCAGGGAGCGAACGAGCAGAUUCCACCGGUGCUAAAGGUACCAGGCUAAAGGAAGGCGCAAACAUCAACAAAUCCCUAACUACAUUAGGAAAGGUCAUCUCUGCCCUGGCUGAAGUGGAUAACAGUACCAGCAAGAGCAAGAAGAAGAAGAAGACUGAUUUCAUCCCAUACAGAGACUCUGUCUUGACAUGGCUGCUAAGGGAGAACCUUGGUGGAAAUUCCAGAACUGCAAUGGUAGCUGCACUUAGUCCUGCUGAUAUAAAUUAUGAUGAAACUCUUAGCACACUCCGAUAUGCUGAUCGCGCAAAGAACAUUAAAUGCAAUGCUGUCAUCAAUGAAGAUCCCAACAAUAAACUGGUGCGGGACCUUAAGGAUGAAGUGGCUCGACUGAAGGAGCUGCUGCGUGCACAAGGACUGGGAGACAUUUUGGAUAUUGAUCCUGUGGGGAAUGAUUGCCCAGGAAGAGAAAUCAAAUGUGACAGUUCUCAAAGUAUUACAAUGCCACUGCUCAGUUGUCAAACAGAGGUUCAGAGCUACAGACCAAAAGACCUCAAAGACAUUCACAACAAUAAGAAUAGAUACUUGAUAGCCUCAGAGAACCAACGCCCUGGCCAUUUCUCCACAGCCCCUAUCGGUUCCUUGACAGCUUCACCGUCCUCUGGCUUGCUGUGCAACCAGGGGGCUCUGCAGUCGGUCACCAGCAUCCAGGAGCGCAUCAUGUCCACUCCCGGUGGAGAGGAAGCUAUUGAAAGACUUAAGGAGUCUGAAAAGAUAAUUGCUGAGCUCAAUGAAACCUGGGAAGAGAAGCUGCGAAAGACUGAAGCAAUACGCAUGGAGAGGGAGGCCUUGCUUGCAGAAAUGGGUGUGGCAAUACGUGAAGAUGGAGGCACUUUGGGUGUCUUUUCUCCUAAAAAGCUCAGCCAGGAAAGUCCAUUUGAUGAGCAGUUUGAUUGUUGUCCCACCAAGAAGCAAUUCACUGAGAAACCUUGCGAUCUCUAUACAGACUUUAAUGGGGUCUUCUCCCCAAAGAAGACUCCUCACCUGGUGAACUUGAAUGAGGAUCCUCUCAUGUCAGAGUGUCUGCUCUACUACAUCAAAGAUGGAGUUACAAGAGUGGGACAGGCUGAUGCCGAAAGACGACAGGAUAUUGUUUUAAGUGGCGCUCACAUCAGGGAGGAGCACUGCAUUUUCCACAGCGAGAGAAAUGCCAAUGGGGAUGUUAUCGUCAUGCUUGUGCCCUGUGAGAGAUCAGAGACCUACGUCAACGGCAAGCGUGUUGAAGAUGCGAUCCAACUGCGCUCAGGAAACCGUAUCAUUAUGGGAAAGAACCACGUGUUUCGCUUCAACCACCCCGAGCAAGCCCGGGCGGAAAGGGAGAAAACACCAACGGCUGAGACCCCUGUGGAACCAGUGGACUGGACCUUUGCUCAGAGAGAGCUUUUGGAGAAACAGGGAAUUGACAUGAAGCAAGAAAUGGAAAAAAGGCUUACUGAGAUGGAAAUCCUAUACAAAAAGGAGAAAGAGGAAGCAGACCAACUUUUGGAGCAGCAGCGAUUGGUAUAUGAGAGUAAACUGCAAGAACUUCAAAAACAGGUUGAAACUCGUUCCCUGGUUGCUGAAACACCUGAUGAGGAAGAACUUGAGGAAGAGGAGGAAGAAGAAGUGCCGUGGACUCAGCACGAGUUCGAGCUGGCUCAGUGGACCUUCAGGAAGUGGAGGUUCCACCAGUUUACGUCACUCCGUGACCAACUUUGGGGGAACGCCGUCUAUCUGAAGGAAGCCAACGCCAUCAGUGUGGAAUUAAAGAAAAAAGUCCAGUUCCAGUUUGUCUUGCUGACAGACACGUUGUACUCUCCGCUGCCACCUGAGCUGUUGCCCUCGGAACCAGGGAAGGAACGUGACUCCAGGACUUUCCCUCGCACGGUGGUUGCUGUUGAAGUUCAGGACCUGAAGAAUGGAGCCACACACUACUGGUCCCUUGAUAAACUCAAGCAGCGCCUCGACCAAAUGAGAGAGAUGUAUGACCGUGCAGGAGAAAUGGCUUCCACGCAUCAGGAGGAAUGUGGUGAAGGCACUUUGACUGGAAAUGACCCUUUCUAUGACCGCUUCCAUUGGUUUAAGCUUGUGGGGAGCUCCCCCAUCUUCAACGGUUGCGUUAAUGAGCACCUGGCUGACCGCACGCCCUCGCCUACCUUCUCCACCACCGACUCGGAGAUAACUGAACUGGCCGACGAACGCCAGAGUGAGAUGUCUGACCUGAUUGACGACGAGGCGUUUGUGGACGACACCAGCUCAGACGCCGGCACGGAGGAGGGAUCGGACAUCUUCAGUGACGGCCAGGACCCGUUCUAUGACCGCUCCCCCUGGUUCAUCCUGGUGGGAAGAGCUUUCGUGUACCUGAGCAACCUGCUUUACCCCGUGCCGCUGGUGCACCGUGUUGCCAUAGUAACAGAGAAAGGUGACGUGCGAGGAUUCCUGCGUGUGGGGGUUCAGGCUAUAGCUGCUGACGAAGAGGCCCCAGACUACGGUUCUGGAGUGAGACAGUCUGGUACUGCCAAGAUUUCCUUUGAUGAUGAAUACUUCAAAAAAAAUGAUUACCAAUCCACAGUUAUGACUCACUCUGGAUUAUCCCUGGAAGAACUGCGCAUUGUGGAAGGCCAGGGUCAGAGUUCGGAGAUCAACACCCCUUCUGAAGAGCUCAACAGAAUCAAUGACAUGGAGCUCAAGCUGGGUAACAUUCCGGAGACCAAGAUGUCUCGUGAUGAGGGUCUAGCCGGCCAAUUGGAGAUAGGCAGCACCUUCACCUUCCGUGUGACUGUGCUCCAGACCACCGCCAUCCCUCCAGAGUACGCUGACAUCUUCUGCCAGUUCAAUUUUCUGCAUCGUCACGAUGAAGCUUUUUCCACUGAGCCUUUGAAAAACACCGGCAAAGGCACUCCUCUGGGAUUUUACCAUGUCCAAAAUAUUUCAGUGGAGGUGACUGAGUCUUUCAUUGAGUACAUCAAGACCAAGCCUAUUGUGUUUGAGGUGUUUGGCCAUUACCAACAGCACCCGCUGCAUCAACAUGGCCAGGACCUCAUCAGUCCUCCAACACCUUCCAGGAAAUACUAUCCAAUUCCAAUGCCGCUGUCUAAACCUGACCAUACACGUAAGAUAGAGUUGGUCCGAUACCUGAUGAGCGGCUAUAUGAAUGGCAAAAUGCUGGACACGCUGUCUGAGCACGCCAAUGCCCUUGCCUCAUCUGCUGUGGCCAGCCUGGAUGAUGAAGCUGACCAGCUGUCGCACUUCCCCUUCCUCCCAGUGCCUGAUGACCCCGUGUUCAUUGUCCCCAGGCACCAUGUUCCAGCCACCAAGUUGAACACAAUCACAAAGUCCAACUUGGGCCAAUGUGUCAGCAAAUACGACCUACUCGUCUGGUUUGAGAUCAGCGAACUGGAACCUACUGGAGAGUAUAUUCCAGCCAUAGUAGAUCACAGUGGAGGCCUGCCUUGCCAUGGCACUUACCUGCUGCACCAGGGGAUCCAGCGGAGGAUCACUGUGACGCUCAUCCACGAGAAGGGUAGUGAGCUACAUUGGAAGGAUGUCCGCGAGCUGGUUGUGGGUCGUAUAAGGAACAAGACUGAAGUAGAUGACGGCACUGCUGAUGCCAUCCUGUCUCUCAACAUCAUCUCUGCCAAAAACAUCAAAUCAUCCCACAACUCCAACAGGCUUUCUAUUGAUAAAGAUAUUGAUAGGACCUUCUACCGCUUCGAGGCAGUGUGGGACAGCUCCCUGCACAACUCCCUCCUGCUAAACCGAGUCACUCCCUAUGGAGAGAAGAUCUACAUGACGUUGUCGGCUUAUCUGGAGCUGGAUCAUUGCAUUCAGCCUGCCAUUAUCACCAAAGACAUCUGCAUGGUCUUCUACUCCCGGGACGCAAAGAUCUCUCCUCCCCGUUCCCUCAGGAACCUCUUCGGUAGUGGCUAUUCUAAAACGCCAGACUGUAACCGAGUCACCGGAAUCUAUGAGCUGAGUUUGUGCAAGAUGUCUGACUCUGGAAGUCCAGGCAUGCAACGCAGGAGGAGGAAGGUUUUGGACACAUCCGUGGCGUACGUGCGUGGUGAGGAGAAUCUGGCAGGUUGGAGACCCAGAGGAGACAGCCUUAUUGUGGAACACCAAUGGGAGCUGGAAAAAAUGGAGCAGCUUCAGGAGGUGGAGAAGACUCGCCACCUCCUCCUGCUGAGAGACAAGCUGGGAGAAACCGCUCAAAUUGGAACGGCUCCGACCACAAAGUCGCUGAGCGAGUUGUUAUCUCCAAGCAUGAGCUCGGGCACCUUGUCCACCUCCACCUCCAUCUCCUCGCAGAUCUCCAGCACUACCUUCGAAAGCGCCAUCACGCCCAGUGAGAGCAGCGGCUAUGACUCUGCUGACAUUGAGAGCCUAGUCGAUCGUGAGAAGGAGCUGGCCACUAAGUGCCUCCGCCUCCUGACUCACACCUUCAACAGCGAGUACAACCAGUUGGUGAACAGCAUCAGCGACUGCAAACUCUCCGACAUCUCUCCGAUCGGACGUGACCUGUCGGUGACCAGCUUCAGCAGCGCCACCCUCACACCUUCCUCCACCUGCCCAUCUCUGUCAGAUUCCCGCUGUGGUUCUGUAGAACAGAAAACACCAGAGAACUGCUCCCAUGCGUCUAGCCCUUCCUGCUCGGAUUACGAAAACUUCCCGAUGGUGCCCACACUGGAGGCGUCCUACCUUGCCCGUGCUGGGAAGAACGAAUUCCUCAACUUGGUGCCUGAUAUUGAAGAAAUGAGGCCAGGAUCUGUUGUGUCCAAGAAGGGUUUCCUGAGCUUCAUGGAGCCAAGGUCCAACUCGUGGGUGAAACACUUUGUGGUCGUGCGGCGGCCUUAUGUCUUCAUCUACAACAGCGACAAGGACCCAGUGGAGCGAGGUGUCCUUAACCUUUCCACAGCGCAGGUGGAAUACAGUGAAGACCAGCAAGCCAUGCUCAAGACACCCAACACGUUUGCUGUGUGCACAAAGCACAGAGGGAUCCUCCUGCAGGCCAACAACGAGAAAGACAUGAACGACUGGCUGUAUGCUUUUAACCCUCUGCUUGCUGGAACCAUCAGGUCCAAGCUGGCAAGGAGGCGUAGUGGUCUCAUCAAGAACUGAAGAGGACGCUGCAAAUUUCAAUCUUUCUAAAAAAAAAACAAAAAAGGAAAAAAAAACGCCUUUGAACAAACCAAGUGUUAACACCUAAUAAUCAUUGUGAUUCUUGGCAGUUUUCUCUUGUAAGUAGACUUGUGGCUUUAAAGUCUCCUUUCCUCCAACUAACCGUGGCUUUAAAGUCUCCUUUCCUCCAACUAAACGUUUAACAUAAGACCUCCUCAUACCUUCCGACAAGCCGAUUUACCGCUCCUCCCCUCCGCCUGUAUCGAUUCUCUGUCUUUUGCUUUCUUCACAGCAACAUUUUGUUCUGCUUUGCUGUCUUUACCCCUGCGUCGCUUAACUAGUAGCAUGUUGUAAUAGUCCACUCGUGUGCACGAUCCUGCAGAUAAUGUUUGUCGGGCCACUCAUUUUCCGUUUGCCAAUCAUGUGUAAUAACGUCCAUCAGUGUUAUUUGUCUCCCGUUUGUUGAAAUAAUUGCCGCAUGACAAGAGCAGCCGUCCUCAGGAGAACACACAGUUUGCUUACUGAUAACAAGUCAUGAAGGGAACAUAUAUGAUAUUUAAUCGCUCCAAGGAAUGCUUCUGCAAAAUCUUGUCGGAACAAUUGCUGCUAAAGUGAAUAAGAUUUGCUUCAGGUUACUGCCUCUUUCUAACAUAAACACCAAGGCCCCUCCUCCUGUAACUAUCUCCAUAGAUAACAUUCAUAACAAACACGGUGUUGAGGUUCACAUCUCAGAGAGAGCCACAAUGUGUAAAAAACCAGUGCUCUCUCUCUGAGUGAUAACUAACAAUCAUGCAUGGAUAAAAGUGUCAACAAAGAAUAUUGUUUGAUGAAGGAAGACAAUUUUAUAUCAUGUGUGCACAUUGAUAACUGGUCUGUGGUCAGCGAGCGUUUCGGGCUCAGCUUGCUUUUUAUGUUUUUUUUUUUUUUAGGUUGCAUCAACUUAAUGUCACUGUGUCGACGCCACAUGUUAUAUCUAUUCUUCUUUCUGUUAUGUUGCUAUUGUUACAAUUACAUGUUUCAUAAGUGAACAGGGAAGUUUUAUUGCAAUAUUUGAGUUUUUAACCUAAUUUUGCACAUGUGAACACAAUAUAGCAAGACAAGGACUGAUCUUUUUAUUAUUAUAAAAGCACAUAUCAGAGCUACACUGGAUGGCUGUUACUCAAAAAUGUUGAAAGAAGAGAUACUAAGGGACACAAUAUACACAGUUUCUUUAUCCAGGCUAUUGUGGUAUAAAAAUUAUUAAAAUUAAUUAGUUCUGUGCAACAUGUGCACUUUUGACUCACUCUUUUCUAUGUGAAGGGUGCAGAUGGGCAUUAUUUAACUCUGGCCAACCAACCAGUAGUUGCCUGCUGCACAAUGAAUGCAUUUGUAUGAAUCGAAGGUCAGCGAAGGGACUAAAAUGUGUUGACUUUUCUCAAAAGUAAUCAUUUGUCCCCAGGUCAGCCAACCUGCUGGGUAUGAAAUGUGAUCACUUAGGAGAACAGCUUUUUCUUGCCAGGGCAGGUUUUUUUUUUCCACGAGUGGCUAAUUUUGCAGAGUUCUUGUGUAUUUAUUGUUUGCAAUGUACAUAUUAGUUUGCAGAUCUUUGCACAUAAUAAAAAAAAGGUUAAACUAACUUAUAUUUAAAAAAUCUGUGGUUUAGUUGCUCUUUAACCAAAUGAUGGCGUGGCAGUCGAAUGUAUUGUGAAGAUGUGCGUAAAAAACAAGCAAAAAGGGGGUAAAAAAGAAAAAAAAUGGAGCCUGUUUUUCCUUGUUGGAGACACUGGGUCGCAUGAUUUCUUCCUUUUUUCAUGAGAAAAGGGAAUAAAGCAAAUAUCUGCCUGGGUUUGCAAAUACAUUUACUCACUACUCAUGCUAGCCAGCCAUAAGGUCUUUAUUUGUCUUAUAUCAGGGAAUAUACAGUAAUAAUAGGUAGCUAGUGAUAUGAAGGUGACCAACUAUUGUUUGUGCUUCAUCACUUCGACACAUUUCCGUUGAUGCCUUUUUAAACCGAACAAGCUUCCCCUCCUGGCAAUUAUUAUUAUCCCUUUGGAUCACUAAAAAAAAGAAAAAAAAAAGGCAAGCAUUAACACUGUACAUUGUUUUGUUUUUUGUUUUCAUACUUAUUUUGUAAAUAUAUGUGUUGUACUGAGCUUGAAUUAAAAAAAAAAUGUAAAUAUGUUGACUGUAUUUGUAAUAAUUAUAAUCCAUUCGCUGUAUAGCAUAUAGAUGUGUCAUGCAGAUGUACUAAUAAUUAUAAUCUGUGUAUGGUAACCCUGCACCAUUGGUCUGUUUAGUGAAUGAUGAAACAAUAAAAGUGCAAAUUAGCAGAA